Molecule: messenger RNA, 1384 nt
Organism: Punica granatum (pomegranate)
Lineage: Eukaryota; Viridiplantae; Streptophyta; Magnoliopsida; Myrtales; Lythraceae
Source: RefSeq, a predicted model, not a curated record
CUCUCCGUUGACUCACUCUUCUUCUUCUUCAUCUUCUUCGUUGACCGCUUCCCGCAGCCAACCAAGAAGAAGAACCAGAAGACCAACAAUAACAACUGCUCCCCAUUGGCCCAUUCCUCUUCAAUCUGCAACAAAAAGCAAUUCCUUUUAACCUUUCGCCGUAAGUGAGAAAAACCGAAAGGAAAACAGAGCAAGGAAUCAGUGAACUCAAACAGGGAACAGAAAAAAUGAACGACCUCUUCUCUGGCUCCUUCUCCCGCUUCCGGAGCGAGCACUCCCCGGCCCACCCCGUCUCCGGGGACCUCGAGAUGUCCCAGCCAGGCGGGGGCGGUGCCGGAGUCUACCUUGACAAGUUCUUCGAAGACGUUGAGUCCAUCAAGGAGGAGCUCCGGGAGCUCGAGACCGUCCAGGGGGAGCUCCAGUCUUCCCACGAGAAGAGCAAGACCCUCCACGAUGCUAAGGCCGUCAGGGAACUGAGGGCGAGGAUGGACUCCGACGUGGGGUCUGCGCUUAGGAAGGCCAAGGUGGUCAAGGUGAGGCUGGAGGCUCUGGACAGGUCCAACGCUUCAAACCGGAGCCUUCCUGGUUGCGGCCCCGGGUCGUCGUCGGAAAGGACGAGGACUUCUGUGGUGAAUGGCCUGAGGAAGAAGCUGAAGGAUUCCAUGGAGGGGUUCAACCACCUGAGGCAGCAGAUUGCGGCGGAGUAUAGGGAGACGGUGCAGCGGCGCUACUUCACCGUCACCGGAGAGAACCCCGACGAGCGGACUCUUGACCUCCUCAUCUCCACCGGCGAGAGCGAGACCUUCCUUCAGAAGGCCAUCCAGGAACAAGGCCGGGGUCAGAUUAUCGACACGAUCCAAGAAAUCCAGGAGAGGCAUGAUGCCGUGAAUGAGAUCGAGAAGAACCUAAAGGAGCUCCACCAGGUCUUCCUGGACAUGGCGGUCAUGGUGCAUUCCCAGGGCGAGCAAUUGGACGACAUUGAGAGCCAGGUCGCGAGAGCUCACUCCAUAGUCCAGCAUGGUACCGAGAGCUUGCAGGAUGCGCGGACUUACCAGAAGAGCAGCCGCAAGUGGACAUGCUACGCGAUCAUAUUACUCCUGGUCAUUAUUUUGUUGGUAGUCCUCUUCGUCAUUGUAACUAGAUAAUCAAUCACCGAACUUUUCGUUAUUUGUAUAUUUUUUUUUUCCUUUUAAUAACCGUUUGUUUGGAAGAUCUGCGAUUAAUUGUUGUUAUAAAGAUAUGAUUCUUUUGCUUGGCUUAUUAGCUUGAGAAGGCAGAAGUAAUUGUCCGGGGAAAAGAAACUUAUUCUCUUUUCUUGAAAGAAGGUGAAACGCGUACGGAUUUAUUUUCCGUAAAAUUUUAUAAUUCAAUUUCAAAUAAAAGG